This is a messenger RNA of Caenorhabditis angaria, 1556 nucleotides long. NCBI's taxonomy places the organism in Eukaryota, Metazoa, Nematoda, Chromadorea, Rhabditida, Rhabditidae. The record is from the annotation of a GenBank genome assembly.
AUGUAUGUGUUAUUAAAUCUAAAAGAUGAGAAAAAUCUGCAGAACGUCGUUCAAUUGCUUUUUUCACACGGACACCGACAAUUAUCAAUAGGUGAAACUAUUGAAAACCUUUGUCCGACAUGCGAAAAAUCCGGCAACUCAACAACAUCUUCAAUAAUUGGAAAUGGUGGAACUGAAACACACACAACAACACCCGAAUUCCUUUGUUCAACCCCAAUAAAAUCCGAAAAAUUGGCAAGUUCUUCGUCGAAUUUAUUAACAUCUUCAUUAUUAAAACGAAGCUAUAAUAAUAUAUCACCAAUAAUGUCAGGUUAUGAAGAUAUAAGUGUAAAAGAAGAACCAAGUGAUGAAGGAAAUGAUUAUGGUGGAGAAUUGGAUGAAACUGAAACAUUUUCGCUAAGUCAAGCACUAGAACUUUUUGAAACUUCGAAAAAUUUGGGUGAAAAUUUUGGAUUGAAACCAGUGAAGCGAGUGAAAAAUGAGGAACCGUUUGGCGAAGUUUUUCAAUGUCAAUUGUGCAAAAAGAGUAUUUCGCGUCAUGGACAGUAUGCUAAUCUUUUGAAUCAUUUAUCUAGACAUGCAAGACUUCAUGCUUCAAAAAAACAGUAUUGGUUGGUUUUUGAGGGAAUUUGUGAGGGGAAGAAACAUCUGAAAAACUGAAAUUUUGCAGCUGUCCACAAUGCGGUGCUAGCUUUACUCGCAGAUAUUUGGCCGCUGCUCAUAUUAAAGAGGCUCAUCAGGAUUUGAAUAUGCAACCACACGAUUUUGCGUGAGUUUUUUGAAGGGAAAACGUUUGAAAAAUGAUCUGAAAUUGGAGUUUUUUACUGGAAAUUUGGAGACUGAAAAUAAGAUGACAAUUUGAAAUGUUCCUCAAAUUAUCAUGAAAAGUUUGAGUUUUAAAAAAAUCUAACGAUCUGAUUUCAAAACUUAAACUUAAAAGUUUAAUUGUUCAACAUCACAUGUUCAAUCUGAAACCUUCUAGUGAACCAGAAUUUCAAGGAACCAAAGAACAAUCUGAAAAUCUUAUUUUCAGGCGAAAUUUCCUAAAAAUACAAAAAUUUUCAAAAAAAAGUUUAGGAAAUUCCUGAAUUUUUUCAGGAUAAAAAUCUCCUGAUAAUCUAAAGCUAGAAAUCCCAGGUUUCGAUUGAAAAGCUUGAAAAGUUCAAACAAAAAUAAUGAUUCAUCCAACUUCCUAAUUUUGCAGCGCCGAACUUCGUGAAGAAUACAAAUCUCUUCUCGAAGUUUGUUUCCCAGGCGCCGACAGUCGCCGUCGCCAACAACAAAUUGUCUCACAAGUCGCAAAAGACACAAUUCUCAGCAUUUUAUCCGAUGACAGCGGAAUUUCACUUCCCGAAGCUGCUGAUAACAGUAUGAAUGGAUUGGAUACGAUGGAGAAAAAUGUGAUUGAAGUUCAUGUUGGAUCAGAUAACACAAUUCUAAAGGAUGUAAAUGAGACAAAUAUGCAAUUGAGUUUGGAUUUGAGUUUAGAAGAUAUGAAUCAGGAAGGACAAGAAGGUGUUUCUGAUAAUACUGAAACAAAUUUGGUCGUUUUUUGA